Molecule: messenger RNA, 1962 nt
Organism: Phaeodactylum tricornutum CCAP 1055/1
Lineage: Eukaryota; Bacillariophyta; Bacillariophyceae; Surirellales; Neidiaceae
Exons: 3
Coding region: 34-1857 (607 amino acids)
Biological process (GO): DNA repair
Molecular function (GO): protein binding; protein serine/threonine kinase activity
Source: RefSeq, a predicted model, not a curated record
GCCCCCGACGAGGGGCAGAUUGCCUCCCGUUUCAUGUAUCGAUUGAUACAUUUAUGGUUCUCUUGUGAGGAUGAGGGAAGCUCAAAUGGUUCGCUCGUGGAAAUCAUGGCUGAAGCUGUGACUCGACUUCCAUCAUUUCGGUUCGUACCGGCAACCAGCCAACUUUUGUCUCGUGUAGAAAAAAGAAACACAGGCUCUUUUCAAGAAACUUUGCACACGUUGAUCCUCCGAAUGUGCCACGAUCAUCCUUACAAUUGCCUAGUACAGGUAGUUUCGUUGGCCAAUGGAAAGACUAUAGGUAGUGGUGUCAGCGGACGACAGGCAGAGGUAUUCCUCGAAAAUACGAGCGACACGAAGGUUGAUGGCGCAAAUGAGAUUCUUGCAUCCCUUAGAACAAGCGAGCGCAAACCUCUUGGGAGGUUGAUGGAGGGUUACAUCUCGCUCACUGAUGCAUACGUCCACUUGGCGAUGUAUCCAACGCAUGACUUCCAGAAGGCCAAAAACAAAAAGUUUCCUUUUUCAGCAGUCAGCAAAUCCCACGCCGAACGCCUGGACCAAUGCCUAGGCGUGGGACGCCGCAAAGUGCCUCACCCACCUUGUGUCUUGACCAAACCACCGCCAAUUCGUCCAGCAAGUGACUACACCGACGAAACGGGGCAGCUCAUUGGGUCUGAGAGCGUCGUUGGUUUUGAGCAAGCCUUUUCUAUCACCGAGAGCGGUCUGCAUCGCCCCAAGAUUGUCUACUGUCUUGGAUCCAAAGGUGGUCGUUUUAAACAGCUGGUAAAGGGAGAGGACGAGAUCCGACAGGAUGCCGUAAUGGAGCAAGUUUUUGGUUACGUCAACGAAUUGUUGUCAAACGGGGAUCUGUCAGACAGCCUAGAUGAGAUCCGGCGGACGACUGGAGCUGGCCAUUUGCGUUUAGUGACUUACAAUAUUGUUCCUUUGAGUCCAGCAAGCGGGGUUCUAGAAUGGGUCGAUCAUACCAUUCCAUUCGGGGAGUUCAUGAUGGACAAGAAAGGUCACGUCGGUGCGCAUUCUCGGUAUUAUCCUGGACAAUGGAGCAGCCUUGUUUGCCGGGAGCAGCUGCGGAAAGCACCGAAAAAGGAAAAACUUCAAGCCUUUAAUGCAAUUUGCUUAAACCACUCGCCCGUCUUUCGAUACUUUUUCGUGGAGAGGUUUGGGCACACGCCAGAAUUAUGGCACGAGGCUCGGAUGCGCUACACGCGGUCCGUUGCUGUCAAUAGUAUUGUUGGGCACAUUCUUGGGAUCGGCGAUCGCCACUGCAGCAACAUUCUUAUUCAUGAGGGGACUGGGGAAGUCGUACACAUCGAUUUUGGUAUAGUCUUCGAACAAGGAAAGCUCCUGAACACGCCCGAGCUAGUGCCGUUCCGACUGACGCAAAAUACAGUGGAUGGGUUCGGCCCAGUGGGACUCGACGGUACCUUUACCAAAUCCGCCCAACGGACUUUAUCCGUUCUCCGAAAGAAUUCAAACGCGCUCCUGACUAUUCUGUCCGCGAUUGUUUCGGAUCCGCUGUACAAAUGGAGCGUAAGUCCAGUCAAAGCACGGCUGCGGCAAGAGCAGCAACAGCAUCAGGAUGAGGAAGAACAAGGGGAGAACAAACGCACAUCGAUGACAACCACAACGAGUUCCACCAAAGUUUCACGUAGCCAAGGACAAGAAAACGAAGCCGCGUCACAUGCCAUUCGGAGGAUACAAGAAAAACUCCAAGGCUACGAGGAUGGCACAUCGGGCGAGCAACAAAGCGUGGAAGGACAGGUUCAGCUCCUGAUUAACUCCGCGAAGAACAAGGACAAUUUGUGUCUCAUGUUCUGUGGUUGGGCGCCGUGGGUGUAAUUUCCACCAAUAAAUCUACAUUACUUCUGUUUCGCGAGACUCUACGAGAGUCAAAAAACGGACAGUGAAUUACUGUAAUGAACUAAGUAGAUGUUGCCAAAAUGC